AUGGGGGCGCGGUGGGGCCGGUGGUGGCUCAGGUGCUGCUGCUGCUGCAGCAGCUUCUCGGCCGAGGAGAGAGCCAGCCGGAGCCUCAGCCGGGCAAUAGAGAGGCGGCUGCGGCAGGACAAGAGGGAGGCGCGCAAGGAGCUCAAGCUCCUGCUCCUGGGUACAGGAGAAAGUGGGAAAAGUACAUUCAUUAAGCAGAUGAGGAUUAUUCACGGAACAGGCUAUACAGAGGAAGACCGGAAAGGCUUCACAAAAUUGGUUUAUCAAAACAUUUAUUCUGCUAUGCAAGCUAUGAUCAGAGCUAUGGAUACUUUACAAAUACCAUACUCGUCUGAGCAGUGCAAGGAGGAUGGCCAGAUGAUUGAAAAAGUGGACGCAGACAAAGUAACAACACUAGAAAUCAAACACGUGGAAGCAAUAAAGAGGUUGUGGAAGGACUCCGGAAUCCAAGAAUGCUAUGAUAGACGGAGAGAAUACCAGUUGUCAGAUUCGGCUAAAUAUUACCUAUCAGAUUUAGACCGUAUUGCCAUGCCAUCAUUUUUGCCAUCUGAGCAAGAUGUUCUCAGAGUGAGAGUACCCACCACUGGAAUUAUAGAAUAUCCUUUUGAGCUGGAAAGUGUUAUUUUUAGGAUGGUCGAUGUUGGUGGACAGAGAUCAGAAAGAAGGAAGUGGAUUCACUGUUUUGAAAGUGUUACCUCCAUUAUAUUCUUAGUUGCCCUGAGCGAGUAUGACCAAGUCUUGGCAGAAUCUGACAAUGAGAACCGUUUGGAAGAAAGCAAGGCCUUAUUUAAAACAAUCAUCACAUACCCUUGGUUUUUGAAUUCAUCAGUCAUUUUAUUUCUAAAUAAAAAAGAUCUUUUAGAAGAGAAGAUUAUGUAUUCUCAUUUAGCUACCUAUUUUCCACAGUUCACAGGUCCCAAGCAAGAUGUCAAUGCUGCUAAAGAGUUCAUUCUGAAUUUAUACCAGGAACAGAAUCCGGACAAAGAGAAAGUGAUCUAUUCCCAUUUUACAUGUGCCACUGACACAGAGAACAUUCGAUUUGUCUUUGCUGCUGUGAAAGACACUAUCCUACAUUUGAAUCUGAAGGAGUUCAACCUGGCAUAGGCAAAAGGGAGCUGUUGCUCUAUCUGCUCAUUUACAUUCACUGGCCAAUAUACUUUGUACUUAACACUUACAAAAGAUGGCUCUCUCUCAGCAUUUUCAGCACUUGUGUCUUUGCUGACUACGGAAAUAUUUCAUUGAACAGAAAUGAACUCCACAGAUGAUUAGAGUUUUUACUCUAUAUACAGUCAACCCUCCAUUUUCACAGGAGAUCUGUUCUGGAACCCCCUGUGAAAACAAAAACCGCCAAUAUUCAAGCCCCAUUGGCUUGAAUGGUGGCGCUCCCUCCAUUUCCCCUCACCAUUUGCUGCUCUUGCAGAAGUGAGGGAUUCAGAUCCCAGGUCCGCGAAAAUGGAGGGGCGACUCUACUUUUUAUUUAAUUUUUGUGUUUUACAUGAUUGAAGAAAAACCUUUCCUUAUAUAAGUCUGACCCACCCAAAGUUUGUUGUAUUUGAAUUAUGUAUUUAAACCAAAGAUGUCUUGCUACAACAUUUUUAUAUUAAA
This is a messenger RNA of Sceloporus undulatus (fence lizard), 1605 nucleotides long. RefSeq names its product guanine nucleotide-binding protein subunit alpha-14-like. NCBI's taxonomy places the organism in Eukaryota, Metazoa, Chordata, Lepidosauria, Squamata, Phrynosomatidae. The coding region runs from base 1 to 1104 and encodes 367 amino acids. The record is from RefSeq and is a predicted model, not a curated record. The transcript is spliced from 7 exons. Gene Ontology annotation, molecular function: G-protein beta/gamma-subunit complex binding; GTPase activity; guanyl nucleotide binding. Gene Ontology annotation, cellular component: heterotrimeric G-protein complex. Gene Ontology annotation, biological process: phospholipase C-activating dopamine receptor signaling pathway; action potential; adenylate cyclase-modulating G protein-coupled receptor signaling pathway.